UGAAGUAUGACGUUGUAGGUUUACAGGUGCGGAGGGCGGGCCAGGAGUCGCUGGCAGGAGAUUAGCAUAGCAGGGAGGGAGGAGGAAGAACGUAAAAAGACAGAAAGAGAUCGUGGGGAUGAAUGUAUAUAUGCGAUAAUCGGCGCUGCAGGUACAGCGAAAGACAAGUGGAUACAGCUUUCCGUCCCAGAAGGGGAACCCCAUCUCCCAAGCCCCGGAGAAAUUACAUUUCUCCCCACAAUGUCUGGUGGAGGAGAAGUUCGUGUACUCCGCCAGGAGGCUGGGCAGGAGAGCCCAAUGAUGCCGGCCUGGAAACGAGAGAUACUCGAACGGAGGAAAGCAAAGGGCGGCGGGUCUGGAGCAGGUGCAGCAGAGCCUUGCUCUAGUGCGAGCUCGUCGCGGGUUAAUGGCGAAGUAACGGGAAAUAGCAGCGCCUCCAACAAAGACAAUGGAAUCAACGCUAAUUCAGGUCGUAACUACACCAUCACUCCAGCGAGCCAGCACUUCGCAAGCAAGCGUGGCAGCUCCCCCACCUCCCCAGAGCUCUCGCCGGUGAAAACAAACAAAGACCCCUGGACUGCCACCGAUCCUUAUGACUUAGAAAAAACGGUAAGGGAUGACGAGGAACAUGAAAGCCUGGUUCUGCAGGACAGUCUAGGCCCGUUACAGGAAAACCCCUUCAUUAAACUGGAGAAGGAGCGAAAGAAACGUCAGGACAGGGAGAGUACCACUCGUCCUGUUCAACACAUAUUGGAAUUGUAUGGCAGUGUUCCUGGAAUUCGGACUAUACGCGCUGAAAAUAUCAUUAUCAUAGAAUCCGAUCCGGAUUACUUUCCGGAGGCCAGUGGAAUUAAAAGCGGGUCUUAUUUGCAGCAGAAUGGGGUGAGCAGUUACAGCUCCCUCAACGACCUCUUGGACCGGAGAGGCAGUGGGGUUACGGAGAUACGGGCUAAGGAGGUGGUAAUUUAUGACACCGCAUUAAGCAGGAGCGAGGAGAACUUGAGCACUCUGGGUCGUCCUGGUCACGAGGGUGCAUUUGAGACAGGAGAGGGUCAGGGCAGGGUAAGCCGCAUGCUGCAGAAAUUCGACAGCAACUACGGAAAACUGCAACCAAAGUCUCGCAGCACAGAGAACCUGCUGGACUUGGAGGCCAGUUCAAGCAGGCCAAGACAUCGGCCCAAGCCACAACCUGAUCUGGUGCCAAAAUACAAGUCAUCCGCACAGCCUAGCUCACCAGUCCGCACCCUAAGCAACACACAGUUGUCAUCCUCCGUCUUCCAGAGCUCCCAGUCUUCCAAAACAAAGCCACAGCCCUCUCCCUGUGAACCUGACAGCAGCCCGUGCUCUGACGGACCCCCUCAGUCGGUGUCUUCCUAUCGCAAGCGUUUUGAGGUGAGUGGGGGUCUCAAUGUGGUGGUCAGUUCCAGAGAAGAGGCAGCGGGGCCCCAGACCAAGCCCUUCAGAGAGAGAGACUGGGAUAGCACAGAGGUGCCCCCCAAACCCAAGGUGCCAUGCUCUCCGGAUACCCGCAGGCCCUCCGCCGAUUCUCCCGCCGGUCCCUCCACACCACCUGUUUCUCCCCCUUCUGGAUUUGAGAUCCGGCCCUCACCCCAGCCUGACCUCUCCCUGCUGCCCGCUGGGGACAUCCAGGCCCGUGCCCUUGCCAACCUUCGCCUCCAGUCCCGCAACUCGUUCACUGUCAUCCCCAAACGCCAUGAAACCGCCGCCUCCCCGGGCAGCACAGGCCCGCCUAGCCCUGUCAAGUCUCCUCCCUCCCAGAGAGUGGCAGAAAUGCCCAUCCUAGGAGUGCCAACACCCAUCACCCCUCCACCCACUCCAGCAGCCUCUGAAAGGAAAGAAAAGGAGUGGGUAGAGGUGAGAGUAGCCAGGCUAACCCAACCAGACCCCCCCCCACCGACUGGCACCAAGACCCCUGUGCCUUCCCCUCCAUCCCCAGUGCCCUCUGUCCAGUCGCCAUUUCCAGAGGAGCCACCCAGUGACCUACCGGUUACCAAUAUAGAUGACAUAGACGUGGACCCCUCUCAGCCCGUCAGCCCCAGCCCCACUCCUGCAGUCCUGAGGCGGAAGGGGAACACCUUCACUGUGGUACCGAAACGAAAGUCCGAGCCACAGCCUGGCUCCCCGGAGCCCCAGGAGCCCUCGGCAAGGUCUGGUCCCCCCUCCACGCCACCACAGGCCCCCUAUGCCCAGCUGGGCUCCCUGCUGAAGAAACGUUAUCCUGCAGCGGAGGAUAUCGAGGUGAUUGGUGGGUACCAGUCCCUGGGACGCUCCUGCCUCACGAAGAUGGGCUCCACUGGCAAGAAGCUGAAGAUCUCGUUUAACGAGUUGAGCCUCCAGAGCACAUACGAAUACCCCUCAGAGAGCAGCGUGUGGGACAGCGGAGAUGAGGAAGAGGAGGAGGAUGGGAAUGGAGGAAGAGAGGAGCACGAUCAGCCUAGCAUGGUGGGACGCAUCCACAUCCCUCGUCCAAGCUACACCACCUCCUCCAGCCACACAAGCAACAGCACCGAUCUGUCCACCUAUAUUCCCAAACACACUGUGGAUUUUAACACCUGGCAGGAACAUAAGCUCGAUGACCCUGUUUACCAGGGGGACACCAAUUCCCAGCACACACAGAUGUCAGAGGAAGUUAUGCUCACCCCAGCAGACACCUCCUCCCUGUCAGACUUCAGCAGUGAACCUGCUCUGUACUUCUGACCACCCUGGACCCAACAUGAACCACUGCUGCCCUGUAGUUCCAGUACUACGAACGACAAUAACACAACCCCCCGGCCCAGACCAGACUAGUACCAGAGCCCGUUGUGACUUAACGGAACUGGAUGUCAUGUCACACUCAAACACAUUCAAGCAGUCCUUUUUAUUUUUUUAUUUUUUUACACAUUCUUUAGUUUGACAUCUGUACAUCAUCCUACUAACCAACCGCCCGCCACAGAACCCAAGCAGCUGGACUGUCAUCACUUGUAGGGUUGAUGUCUUCCCUAACCCAUCCACCAUUUCCUCUCACUGACAGCCAAUGAGCAGUGAAAUAAACACCCAAUCUGACUGACUGAAUUUGAUUGUUAAAAGAAAUCCAAGCUUUGAAAACGACAUUAUAAUUCGGUUUUCCAGGCGUACAGUCUAGGCCAGAAGCCAGUAUGGCACCCCUCUGUCUGCUUUGAUGUGUCUGUGUCUCCAUCAACGAUGUCAUGUUAAACAUCACGUGUAUUUAUGCUGUCUGUGUUCUAUGGUCCAUGUGUCCUUGUAAAGGUGAUGUACGUAGUGGUGGAUCACCUUCUCAUAAUAAGUGACCAAAUUCCUUAAAAACAAGGAUGCCAUUAGUGCCCGUCCCUGUAAUGGCUCAGUGUUAUUGUGUUCUGGAGUCCCGAACUGUAGGCCGAGGACUCCACACAGGGAAUGGCAGACUUAAAAAAUGAACAUAAAAUGUAAAUAGUGAAAGGGUGCCACAAUCCUAGUUCUGUGUGUUGUUUUUGUACUUGCACGUUCUGAUUUCUACUGACUUGGUUCUCCUUUACUGUAUGCUUCUUCUGUAUGCCUUCAGUUUUUGUGUUUACAGACAACAGUGCUGUAUUGGAGACUUUGCCUGAAGAGUCUAAGAGCAUGCAAACAUCAACAAUUCUUCUGCUCUGUAGAACUGCUCAGCUUAGUGUUGUCAUCAUCUAAGAUCUGUGAUGUACUGCUAAUAAGAUUGCCUUGGCAGCUCAUGAACAUUUGACUAUUUGAAAAUGUUCUACUAGAAGCUUAAAGAUGCAUUCUGUGACUUCUGGUCGCUAGUUGUAAAAACAGCUUUGACCGGUCCCUGAAAAUGGUAUAGCGUGUAUGUGCCGAUAUGUGCGCCAUGUCAUCAAAACCCCUUUCAGACUUGGAAUGGCAUGGGUAACUGAUGUAUUAUAGUGAUUCUACUUAAACAGUAUGCACAUAUAAACAAUGUUUUAUUAAUGUAGCCCAAAAUGUAAAGUUAAAGUCUUGAAUGCAUCUUUAAUAUCAAGGGCAUAUUAUAGAGUAUACAUGCCUUGGUAUAGCCUGGACUUAGACCAUUGGCUAAAAUACUAUUAGAACAAUUGCCCAUUUUCAAUGUCCAUAUUUGAACACGUACAAGUGGUAAAAAUAACAUCAACCACAAACUUUAAUAUAGAGUGAAACCAUUCACCAGCAUGUGUGUUCCUGAAAGGUUGAGUUUUCUUCCCUUAAAGUUCAAGUUUGCUCCUGGCAAGCUUGUCCAUGUGUGUAUUGUAUGGAUCAGAUAGCUGGCAUAGACAGGGAGGCGGUCCUCUAGGCCAUGCCUGUUUGUUUCCUUUAACAUGGAUCAGACUGAAUAUUUUCUGACCUUUACAGCCAGACCUCAUAAACUUUGACAUUCCAUAGAGAGCGAGCUGGCCCAUUGUAGUAAUGAUAACAUUUGAUUCUAUUAUGUAUGAGUGGGUGUGUGCACAAGGGUGUGUGAAUCUGAAGCCAGUGGUGCAAGAAAUCAAAUAUUUUUUUCUUCAUCUUUUCAACAAGGAUACUUUGUUUUUCUAAUAUUUUUACUCAUAAUGCCAAUUGACUCUUGCUGGGGUGGCCACCCAUCUCAUCAUUCUCUAAUGUAUUUCGGCCAGUAUUGAUGUACAGUUUCUAUACUUCAUGUUUUCAUAAGAAUAAUUUAUUACUUGCAUCUUUUAUUGCUUAUACAGGAAGGAUAGGACUUGCAAUUGGGAGGCAUAAAAUGUUCCUGUAUACUGUAACUAUCAUGAUUUGAGAGACUUGGAUUGUUUUAUGUAAGAUUUUUAUCUAAAUUUGCACUGUCAUUGUAUUAGCUGUUUUGCACUUCAUAAGAAAUACAGGCAAGAUAGAGGAAAGGGGGGGGGGGUACUCAUCAAUCUUUUAUUGGGUAGAUGAGAAACAAGAGAUGGGUGAAAAUGAAGCAAACACUGCCCAAUUACACCAUUAUUGUAACAUUUUGCCACAACCAUGUAAUGCUUUUCUUUGCCCAGAGAAUGAGCACUGGUUUGUGUCGGCUGUGGAUUUAUUCCAUGCCACAGACAGAGCCCAACUGCUAUUCAUCUGCUAACAGCUGUCUUUCAGGACCAAGUCCCUAAAGGGGCUAACCGCUCUUCCUGGGAAUUGUGUACUUUUAAUGGUAGCUUUUAUUGAAGUGGGGGACCAACAGCCAGGACUUUACACAGGACGGUCCACUGUUCCAUCAUACUGAAUGGCCAUAAUCAGGAUAGACUGAUUCACUUGAAAGAAUAUUAAGCCUGGGAACAUUGUAUUUUCUUAUCUGUCUUGUCUACCAUACUGUAGCUAGAAGUUCCGUCUUGUUCUUUUUUUUCCCUUCCAUUUGUCUAUUAAGAUCCAACAUCAAAGAUGUUUACUGUACAAUUUGUACUCGUCAAUAAUUUGAAGAAAAAAAAAGAUGUCAGACCUGUACAAACAAAAGCUCAAUAAAUAGAUGACAUUUA
This is a messenger RNA of Esox lucius (northern pike), 5456 nucleotides long. It is a transcript of the gene tprn, whose product is annotated as taperin. The transcript is spliced from 4 exons. Bases 241 to 2718 code for a protein of 825 amino acids. The record is from RefSeq and is a predicted model, not a curated record. Lineage: Eukaryota; Metazoa; Chordata; Actinopteri; Esociformes; Esocidae. Gene Ontology annotation, molecular function: phosphatase binding.